CAAACAACGAAAAGGUCGGCAAUAACUCACUUAUGCCUCAUUUGGUUAGAUUAAUGGCAAAUUCACGUGACUAUGACGAACUUCUUCACAGUUGGUGGGGGUGGCGCAAUGAGUCCGGAAGAAAAAUGAGACAGAUUUACAAGGAAUACAUAGGUUUAACGAAUAAAGGUGCAAAAGAGAAUGGUUACACUGACCGUGGGGAAGCGUGGCGUUUGGCUUACGAAGUUGACAACUUUGCUACUUUGGUGGAGCAGUUAUGGAAAGAAUUGAAGCCAUUUUAUAUAGAAAUCCAUGCUUAUGUGCGGUACAAGUUAGCAAAGGCUUAUCCAGGCAAAGUUUCUGAAAAAGAUUAUAUUGAAGCCCACUUGUUGGGAAAUAUGUGGGCGCAAAACUGGGUGAAUAUAUUCGAUAUAGUUAUGCCUUACGAAAACAAAUCCAACCUGGACGUAACGUCGAAUUUGAAACUGGAUAGUCGGUAUAACACUCCUAAGAACCUGACGCGAUUGGCUGAAUCGUUCUUUGUGUCUCUCGGAUUAAAAGAACUGCCUCAAAGUUUUUACGAAAAAUCGAUGUUACAGAAACCGAAAGAUCGCGAAGUAGUAUGCCAUGCAUCAGCGUGGGAUUUCAAUUUGUACAAGGAUGUCAGGUUUUAGAAUUAUUUCUGUGGUUAGAAUGUUCGAGUGCCUUCAAUUAAUUUAAAUUAUGAUUUUUGCCACUUCACUCGAUGCAUUGCACCGGCAUCGCAAAAGCGUAGAUUCGA
Molecule: messenger RNA, 760 nt
Organism: Dendronephthya gigantea
Lineage: Eukaryota; Metazoa; Cnidaria; Anthozoa; Malacalcyonacea; Nephtheidae
Product: angiotensin-converting enzyme-like
Exons: 2
Coding region: 33-653 (206 amino acids)
Biological process (GO): proteolysis
Cellular component (GO): membrane
Molecular function (GO): metallopeptidase activity; peptidyl-dipeptidase activity
Source: RefSeq, a predicted model, not a curated record